AUGACCUCCCGAACGUUGAACUGGUCUCGAACGGCCAAAUCCUCAUUGGUCAACCAACAUCUCGUUCGUCCUACUGACCCCAUUGCGGCGCGAUCGGCACAGGCGCGGAAUGUCCGAGCCCAGCAAAUCGCCGAGUUCUCGGGCAGCAGCGAAAGCCAAGAUCGCCUCGGCCACCGCGCAAAGGAGAAAUUGCUUGAUCGGGAAUUCUUUCUCAGCCUCCUGAACUCCGCAUCGACUAAGCGUGAAGCUAAGUCGUACCUAGCUCGGCUAAAGGCCAGCCCCGCCAAAUCGAGCCAAGAAUCUACCGAGUCACCGAAGGAAUCCAUAUCAGCAUCUCUGCCUUCCGGUGUCAAUUUGGGCUCGUUCUACGGUGCUUCCAGGGCGGUGUACGACAGUCCUGUCUUCCGGCAAGAUACAACUCCCGCUCCGCGCGCGCAGGAUAUACCCGAAAGGCUGCACUUGGCCCUGAUCAAAAUCGCCACGCCACAAUUGCUCGAUGAUUUCGUGAUUAAUGGAGUGGCUAAGACCUUGUCGCAGCUCGUCCGCCUGGGCAUGGCAUGCUGCGUGGUUGUCGAUCCCGGAAAGAUGGACGGCCCUGCCGGGCGACAAACAGCCAUUGAGCAGGCAAAUCGGAUAUCGGCGGCAGUUGAUGAGCAGCCGGACUCAAAAUCCUUUAGACUAGACUCGGUGUUAUCUAUAUCUGAGCGGGGGUCUGGUCCACCCACGGUGCUAUCUCGAAAAGUGCUCUUGAGCGCCCUGAGGGAUGGCCAUGUGGUACUUGUUCCGCCGAUCGCCUAUACGGAGGAAAACCCACGAGCUGUCACAGUUUCAGCUAACGAUGCGGCCCUUGCACUGACGAAAGAAUUUGCGGGGUUGUCAUUAAAUCCAGACCCGGACGAAGAUCCAGCAGUCACUGUCGAGAGAAUCAGUACUCUACAAAGGGAGGUCUCACUGGACCGUGUCAUUGUUCUCGAUGCGCUUGGAGGCAUCCCGGCUUUCAAAGGCCCUCAAUCAUCACACGUUUUCAUCAACAUGGAGCAAGAGUUUGAUCAAAUUAAGGAUGAGCUUUUCCAGGCACGAAACUCUGUCUCUGGAAACAAUGAUUCCUUAAAACAGGUAUCCACCGAAGCCACUUAUCCCAUCUUGGAAAGCAAUCCGGUCUCAAAAUUUGUCAAUCGUGAGCUUGUCUCACCUGGGCAACCUACCGCGUCCGUCCAGUCACCCGGUGCCAAGGUGAUGGAGGAGGUGCUAGAUGGCCAUUUAGAGAAUCUCCGAUUAGCCCAACAAGCAUUAGCCAUGCUACCAUCAGCAUCUUCAGGCAUCAUCACCUCCCCACAAGAAGUUUCUUAUUCAGCCCGUUCACCACAAGAGGCUGCUUCAGACCUGUCAGCGGUUGGAACCCGUCGGCAGCGCAACCCAUUGAUCCACCACCUCCUCACCGACAAGCCUCUACUAUCAUCCUCUCUACCCCCAGGUCGACGUGGUACUUCCAAUGGCGGCGGAUCCAGUUUAUUUAGUUCGAUUACCUCCCACACGACCUUCGUCAAACGUGGAAUGCCUCUCACAAUUCUCCCAAACCCCUACACAAAACCCUGGACAGCCCAGAUCCAACCACGACUGGGACUGAACGACCCUUCCAUCGACCUCCCCCGCCUCGUCACCCUAAUCGAAGACUCCUUUGACCGCAAACUCGACGUCCAAAACUACCUCGACCGAGUGAACAGCCGUAUUGCCGGUGUCAUCGUCGCCGGUGAGUACGAAGGCGGCGCAAUUCUGACAUGGGAAACGCCGCCAGGCGUACCAGACGACGGAAGCGAAGCCAGUGCCGCCCGCAUGGUGCCCUAUCUGGAUAAAUUCGCCGUGCUCAAGCGCAGCCAAGGCGCGGGCGGUGUUGCGGACGUUGUGUUCAACGCGAUGGUGCGCACAUGUUUCCCCGAUGGAGUCUGCUGGCGUAGUCGCAUAGACAACCCGGUUAAUAAAUGGUACUUUGAGCGGUCUUCGGGUACCUGGAAACUGGCAGAUAGCAACUGGGCUAUGUUCUGGACGACACCCGGGCUGGUGGAGGAUACUCAGCGCUUCCAGGAUUAUGAGGCUGUGUGUCGGUCCAUUCAGCCUAGUUGGGCUGAUAAGAAAAGUGUUAUCGACUGA
Penicillium samsonianum is the source of this 2148-nucleotide messenger RNA. It is a transcript of the gene arg2, whose product is annotated as acetyl-CoA:L-glutamate N-acetyltransferase. The record is from RefSeq and is a predicted model, not a curated record. The transcript is spliced from 3 exons. Gene Ontology annotation, molecular function: L-glutamate N-acetyltransferase activity, acting on acetyl-CoA as donor; arginine binding. NCBI's taxonomy places the organism in Eukaryota, Fungi, Ascomycota, Eurotiomycetes, Eurotiales, Aspergillaceae. Gene Ontology annotation, biological process: L-arginine biosynthetic process. Bases 1 to 2148 code for a protein of 715 amino acids. Gene Ontology annotation, cellular component: mitochondrial matrix.